This is a messenger RNA of Cercospora beticola, 1095 nucleotides long. RefSeq lists its product as uncharacterized. Lineage: Eukaryota; Fungi; Ascomycota; Dothideomycetes; Mycosphaerellales; Mycosphaerellaceae. The record is from RefSeq and is a predicted model, not a curated record.
AUGCCACGCCGUGAAGGAUACCAGAACGCCGUGAGCUUCACGAUCAGCAUCUGUCUAGUGUUCACCACUUGCGUCGCCAUUAUCCGGUCUUGGAUACGCAGGCAUGCAUAUGGCUCCGACGACGCCAUAAUCGCAGCGGCCACAAUCACUUCUCUUGGCCAAAUCGGCGCAAGCUACGUGAGCUAUGCAAAGGGUCUCGGCAAGCCUUGGACGAGGAUCGCCGUGCAGGAUGACUUGCGCAAUUUGAAUCAAGCCUCGGUCGCUAGCUUGGUCCUGUUUCUCAUUACGUUGUAUCUGUCGAAAGUUGCAAUGAUAGCCUUCCUGACCCGUAUCACAAAGGCUCCUGCUCAAAUCAAGCUUUACCAUGUUUGCAAUGGCAUUGUUGCUGCGUUCGGCUUGGCCUCGAUUAUUGUUGCUACGGCUGGCUGCUCGAGUGCUUCAGGCUACUACUGGGCAUUUGAAAGUAACAAGUCGACUUGUAGUUCACAGCACAUUCGAUGGCAGAUUAUAACAGUCUUUGACUGCGUCACGGAAGCUCUACUCCUGGGUCUACCUGUACAUUUGGUCUGGGGACUCCAGAUGCGACCGUUGCGAAAGGCGAUGAUUGUCACUGCCUUCUGGGUCCGUUUUCCUACUCUAGCUUUCUCAGUAGCGAGAAGUCACUAUACCUUGCGCUUAAGUCGACGAGAAUCCGAUGCCGGUCUCGACAGCGCAUUCGUCAACAUCUGGAUGGAGAUAGAACUUGCCUACGCGAUAGCAGCGAGCACCUUGUCAGCGUUGAAGACCUUCACUGAAAGCUUCAACACUGGUUUCGGCGUCGCGCAGCUGCGUGGCAAGUCGGAAGGCAGCUAUGGCGUGUCUGACGGUUCUGGAUGUUCCGGAAAUAAGGCCCAGCCACAGGUGGAAGAACGUACUGUGCAGCCAUGCGAGCUUGCGGCAGACCAACGACAGAGCUUGAGGUCGACAUUUCACCAAGAUCUAUCCAGUAGAGAUCUUCGGGUUGAGCCAUAUGAGCUCGGUUGUGGGAGCAGCGCUGGAAGUACUGAUCUUAGCGACGACAUGGCGAUACUCCGUGUGCCGGCACAUUCUGUGUGA